Molecule: messenger RNA, 692 nt
Organism: Camellia sinensis
Lineage: Eukaryota; Viridiplantae; Streptophyta; Magnoliopsida; Ericales; Theaceae
Source: RefSeq, a predicted model, not a curated record
ACCAAUAACACUCUUCAUUUUAUUUAUCUUUUUGCAAAUUGAUGCACCAGGUGGUACAUUUGUGAGGAAACAGCUUUGUGCAUUUGGACUGGCAUCUUGUACAUUACGUAUUUAAUGGCCAAUUUUUCAAAGGCGUGGUGGAUAGAUGUAAUCAUGAUCUUGCUGUUGUUUGCUCUGUCAGUUUCCCUCAUCUUUCUGCUCCUUCUUCUUCUUUUCCAUACCUAUCUUGUUCUAACAAAUCAAACUACAUAUGAGCUUGUAAGACGACGGCGCAUCCCAUAUCUAAGGGGGAUUCCUGAAAGAGUUUAUCCAUUCAGCAAUGGAGCAUGCAGAAAUUUGAAGGACUUUUGCUGUGCUAGAAGUGGCGUAUACAAGUUGGAACCAUUACGAACAACACAGGAGCUUGAAGAAAAGGCAAGACCUUAUACAUGCAUGGAUGUUUUGUCUUGUCGUUGCUGUUGCUGAUAAUUUGCUGCUUGUAUCAUUCCUCACCAUUACAAAUUUUUUAAUUUUAUUUUCCAUGAACUUCACUGUGAUCCUAUUAUAGAAUUGUAACCAUUCGUUUUAGGGAUUUGAGUUGAGGCAUUGAAAAUAUGUUACUACUGUUUGUGGGUCACAUAUGUUUGUUCUUGAGAUGGUUUUUUGAUCCUACUGGUUUUCCCUGCUUAAAAAUCAGAAAAUUUUCUGAGGUG